Hypanus sabinus (Atlantic stingray) is the source of this 2058-nucleotide messenger RNA. RefSeq lists its product as uncharacterized. The record is from RefSeq and is a predicted model, not a curated record. Lineage: Eukaryota; Metazoa; Chordata; Chondrichthyes; Myliobatiformes; Dasyatidae. Bases 1 to 1947 code for a protein of 648 amino acids. Gene Ontology annotation, molecular function: zinc ion binding. The transcript has 8 exons.
AUGGCCUACGUCAGCGAUGUGAAACCUGAUUCUGAUGCUAAUUCCGUUCCAGGUGACGACCAUUGUCCCUCCGUCCUGGCGCAGAGGUGGCAGCUGAAGGCCAGGAGGAGCCUAACCCCACGUCAGGGCUCGGCGGGGCCUCAGGGCAGAAGGGCAAACUCAGGGUGCUUAUGCUGUGCAGACAGGGCCCAGCUGCAGGAGGAGGCGGCUGAGGGGCGAAUGGAGCCUGGGCCGUGUCGAAAGCAAGCCAGCUGCGUCCUGCGGAAGCUGAGGAGGGAGAGGCUGCACGCGGAGGAGGCGGGAGCGCCGCCUAGCCACAGGGGCAACCUCCCCGAGUCCCCACCUGCACCGCUCCCCUUCAGCCAGGACGUGCAGACAAACUCCUCGCCCCUCCACGGCUUGGUAGAGGGGGGAUCCAGUCAGCUGGCCUUGGGGCCAAACCGUUUCCAGCCCGUCACCAGCACCCAGCGCCCGGGCGAGGAGGGCAGGGCCGCUCGGGAGCCGGGGGCCGGGAGCGGAUCUCCCACACCGAGACACCCUCCCGGGGACCCCCUUCCUGUGGCGGCCCUGAGGAACCAGAGCUCGGGGGAGAGAGCACCGGAGGGACCUGUGACCCCCAGCAAGGAGGGAGGAGGCCAGAGGAAUCCGAUUGAUCCAGAGGCACUCCGGAGGCUGCAGAAGAGCCUUCUGCAGGAGGAGGAGGAGGAGGAGGAGGAAGACGGGGACAUGUACAGAACCUGCACCCUCCUUAAGCCAUGCAAGUGUCCCAGUGUCAUGCAGUUGGUGAAACCGCACUAUCAGAACAUCAAGGCCACCUCAGGCGACGACCAUCGUCCCUCCAUCCUGGCGCAGAGGCGACAGCUGAAGGCCAGGAGGAACCUAACCCCAUGUCGGGCCUCGGCGGGGGCUCAGGGCGGAAGGGCAAACUCAGGGUGCUUAUUCUGUGCAGACAAGGCCAAGCAGCAGCGGGAGCAGGAGGGGACGGAGGGGCGCAAAGAGUUCGGGGAAUCGAGCUCGACUGCCGCGCUGCGACGACAGCAGACCUACAACGUCCUGCAGAAGCUGAGGAACGAGAGGCUGCGCAGGAACGAAGCCAGAAUGCUGCAGGGCCACCGGAGGGACCUCUCCGAGAUGCCGCCUGCCCCACUCCUCUUCAGCCGGGACACACAGACCACAACCUUGUCCCACCAUUGCUGGGUAGAGGCACAGUCCGGUCAGCCGGCCGCAAUACCGGCCAUGGGACCAGGCCGCCUCCAGUCCGUCACCAGCUCCAGGCACCAGGGCGUGACGGGCAAGGCCAGGGGCAGGCCGGGAGCUGGGAACCAUCCUCCCACUGUGAGAUGUGCUCUCCAGGGCCUCCUCCCUGUGAGGGUCCCGUGGAGGCAGAGGCUGGGGAAGCCAGUGCCAGAGCAGCCUGCACCAUGCAGCGAGCAUGGAGAGCGCCAGAGGGCCCUGGCUGACCCAGAGGAGCUGCAGAGGAGCCUGCUGCAGGAGGAGGAGGAUGAAGAGGAGGGAGACAUGUGCAGGAUCUGCCUGGUCCCCGGAGGCACCCUCCUCAACCCACUGCUUGAGCCAUGCAAGUGUGUGGGCAGCCUGCAGUUUGUGCACCAGGACUGCCUGAAGGAGUGGCUGAAGGCCAAGGUCAUGUCAGGGGCUGAGCUGGCUGCCGUCACUUCGUGCGAACUCUGCCAACACGCUCUCAAGCUCGACUUCGACAACUUCGACGUGAACAAGUUCUACCAUGAGCAGGCCGCAUGCCAGGAACAGGCGAGCGACCCCAAUCUCCUCGUGGCCACGCUGCUGCACCUCUACGAGCAGCGGUUCGGCGAGUUCGUGCAGCUGCUGAACGGGAACACCACCUCCCAUCAGUUCACAACAGUCAACCCACAGCCCGGAAGAGACCGCACCAACACUCAAAACUCGGACUCCGAGGCGGGGGCUUGGUGAUCGCACUGCCCCACUGCACCAACCGGACAUCUCAGCCAAGAGGUGUGCGGAGGAAGAGGAGAGCCUCAGCACUGCUGGCUGCAGAGCUGCACGGAUAACUUGCUGUGCAAU